Messenger RNA from Protopolystoma xenopodis, 252 nucleotides. The record is from the annotation of a GenBank genome assembly. NCBI's taxonomy places the organism in Eukaryota, Metazoa, Platyhelminthes, Monogenea, Polystomatidea, Polystomatidae.
AUGUCGCCUCUCACUAAAGGUACCGGCGAAACGUCGGGUAAUGUACCAGAUCAACGAUCCGAUGCUGCAAAUCCAUCAAAUGUGGCAUGCAUACCGGGUAAGCUAGUGCCCAAGGCCACAAAGGUGAUUGCAGUCACAGCGUCCGUGAGCCCGAUCGAACAGCCGAAACCACUGGCCAGAUCACCGAUGAUGGCUGUUAGUAAACCGAUCACAAUAAUGCUGACAUUGAAGCAGAGCCAGCCACCACCAUAG